GGAGCCUCUGGAAGUAGCAGCUGUGGGUCCCAGGUCCGCAAGGGCCAGUGUUUUCUAUUAUGAAUCUUGGAAAGAAGAAAGAAGAAAAUCCUUUUGUAGAUAUCUUUAAUGAAGAUGAAGCGGAAAGAAACUUUUUGUUGUCCAAACCUACUUGCUUUAUUAUAUUUGGAAAACCAGGGACUGGGAAGACAACAUUAGCCCGGAGCAUAGCACAGGCAUGGCGAUGUAUUCGUGUUGAAGCUUUAUCGGUUUUGGAAGAACACAUUGCUACUGAGACUGAAACUGGAACUAUGUUGCAGUCACUACUGGUGAGUGGUCAUAGCAUCCCAGAUGAACUUGUCACGAAGCUGAUCCUGGAAAAGCUCAAGUCUUCAGAAGUCUCUCACUUUGGUUACAUCAUCACUGAAAUACCAUCACUCUCACAGGAGACCAUGACCUUUUUGAAGCAAAUAGAAUGUAUUAAAAAUUUAGAAUUGCAACCAGAUGUCAUAAUCAAUAUUAAGUGUGCUGACUAUGACUUAUGCAAAAGGAUCUCUGGGCAAAGACAGCACAGUUCUACAGGAUACAUAUAUAGUAGGGAGCAGUGGGACCCCGAGAUCAUUGAGAGUCGCCGGAAACGGAAGAAGGACAUACCCAAAGAUGGAAAAGCUGAAGAAGAAGAAGAGGAAGAAGAACAAGAAGAAGAGGAGGCAUAUAUGGCUGAAAUGCAGAUGGUGACUGAAAUUCUUCAUUACCUGGUCCAGCGGCCUGAGGAUUAUUUGGAGAACAUUGAAAAUGCUGUGAAGCUUUACAAGGAAACACUUCUUAAAGCUUUAGAGGAGGUAAUGGCUGAGCAUAAUCCCCAGUAUCUCAUUGAGCUGGAUGGGAAUAAGUCCCCAGAGGAGCUCUUCUUGACAGUUAUAGACCGCCUGAAAUACUUGAAUCUAAGAAGAGCUGCCAUUGUCACCAAGCUGCAGAGUACAGAAGAAGAAAUAAAUGACAUAAUAGACACCGAAGAGCUGUUCCGUACACUCUCAGCUUAUAAACUCAUUGCACCACGGUACAGAUGGCAUCGAAGCAGGUGGGCACGUUCUUGUCCCAUAUCCUUAAAGGAUGGGAACAUUUAUUCGGGAUCAGUGGAUUGUGCUGUGAGUUUUCUAGGUAAAAUGUACUGCCUUUCUUCUGAAGAAACAUUAAAGUUAUUCUUACUGAACCCCCGCCCCUGCCUUCUACCACCUAUGCCAAUUCCACCGUGUAAAAUCUUUAUAUUUGGGCCCAGAACCUCAGGGAGAACAACGCUGGGCACUCUGCUUGCAGAAUACUUCAAAGGAAGGGUGAUUGACUAUGCUAAACUUAUUCAGCCACGUUUUGAUGACGCCCGUGAAAAACUGAUUAGAGACACCGUAACUGAGGCCACCAAUACAGCUAUCAAAACUGUGAAAGACAGGAUGCUGCUGCUGGAGAUGCAAACGAGGGAGCAAGAGGAGAAGAACUUAAAGGAAUCGCAAGUGCAGUAUGUAAAAAAGGAAUCUGAAGAUUUCGUGGAUUAUAAAAUGUUUAAAAGCUCUGAUGAAUUACAGUCUUUGACGGAUGAUGACGGCUCCCAGAAAUUUGUCUCCUCAGACACUGCCGAUGAAGAAAAAACUAAGUCGGAGGACACCGUUACUGAGGACACCGAUAAAGACGUCUCCAUAGAAGAUUCCGUAGGAGAGGUGAAUGAGAACCACCCUGAGGUACUUCUCUUGAUGGAGGACACGCUGAGACACGCCAAGGAGUUGAACUUUGAGCAGCCAUAUGAGAAGCAUGCUGAGCUUCUAGAUGAAGUCAUCAAAGAGAUAACAGAAGAUAACAAGAACAGGUUUCCUGGUGCCCCAAAACAAGGAGGAUGGAUUGUGGACAACUGCCCUAUUUUAAGAGAUCUGUGGAUGGCCUUCAUUGAAAAAGGAAUUGUGCCUGAUUUGGUUAUCUCUUUAACAGAUGGAGAAAACAAUGGGAAAUGUUUUUUAAAUAGGAUGUAUUUAAGGGAUAAGACUGAAAUUGAUGCUAAGAUUUUAGGAAGAUUGCUAAAUGAAUUUCAAAUGAGUAAAAAGGAAGAAGAGGAAAUUCGCCAAGCCAAAGAAGAGCAAAUGAGACUAGAAGAAGAAAAGCAGAGGAUGAUAGAAGCUGAGGCCAAGAAAGAAAAAGAUGUUGAGGAGCCUGAUAAUGAAGCUGAUGAGGAGGUUGAUGGUGAAGAUCUUGAAGCCCAUGAAGAGGCCGAGGCACCCGAGAUGCAAGAGUACACCCGAGGGUCCUUGUUACCUGAGGGGUCUGAAGCAUCCGAGGUCCCAGAAGCAGAGCAUGAACCAGAAACUGUCCCUGAACCUCCUGAGGAAACUGCAGUUGAAGCAGAAAUCCAAAAGGAAUACAAAGAGGUCCCGGAAUCUGAAGAAGUUUUGAAAGUUACACUGCCGGAGUUCCCAGAGGAUGCUUACCCCAAUGUUCCUGAGAUGGAGCCACUGAAAGAAGAGCUGAAUAAUUACAGCCUCAUGUGGAAGAAUCUGGAGCAGAUGAUUGCUGACAACUUGAUUCAAAUAUUAACAUUGGAUAUUUCCAACAAAACACCAAAGGAAUUGCUUCAAAAAGUAGUUGAGACGAUGAAAAAACCUUUUCAGUAUACUGCAUGGGAACUAGUUGCUGAAGAUUAUGAUGAAGAAGCAGAAGACUUUCAGGCCGAGACAGAAGUGGACGAGGAGCAGGAGGAAGAGGAGGAGGAGGAGGAGGAGGGUGAAGAAAAGAUGAGAGAAAAAAAGAGGCACCUGGGAGACACAAAGCACUUCUGCCCAGUAGUUCUCAAAGAAAACUUCAUCCUCCAGCCAGGCAACUUGGAAGAGGCUGUGAAGUACCGAGAAAAUAUAUACUACUUUUCAACCCCUGAGGCCAAGGAAAAGUUCUUGGAGCAUCCUGAGGAGUAUGUGGCCCAGGACGAACCAUUAAAGGCUCCUCCACUCAGGAUAUGUCUUCUGGGUCCCCGUGGCUCUGGCAAAACUAUAUGUGGAAGAAAGUUGGCAGAAAGCUUUGGUGUUUUUCACAUUCAAUUUGAUGAAUUUCUGCAAGAAAAAAUGAUGCUCAAGGCUGAAAGGAAAUACGGGCCUGAGUUUGAGGAUGAUUCCGAAGAGGAGCAAGCAACAAAGCAAGAACUUGAAGAGCUUGCAGUUCAGGCGAACGUGAAGAUUGAAGAAGAAAGCAUAAAGAAGCAGCUUCCAGAUGUGCAACUCACAGAAGAGGAAGAAGCAAUCAAGCUGAGUCUAAUGGAGAACGAGGCCCUGCCUUCAGAAAUUCUAGACUCCAUACUUUCCGAGUGGUGGCUUAAAGAACCAAUACGAUCUACUGGCUUCAUACUGGACGGUUUCCCGAGGUACCCUGACGAGGCCCAGUUUCUAGGAGAGCGGGGCUUUUUCCCAGAUGCUGUCGUUAUAAUACAAGUAGAAGAUCAAGAUAUCUUUGAUCGCCUCCUUCCUGCACAAAUUCAGAAGUGGAAACUCAAACAGCACAAGAAAUCAGAAAGGAAAAAGCUCAUCAAAGACUUGAAGACAAAAAUCAGGGAGGAUAUGAUUGCUAAAAGAAGAGCUGAACUUAUUUCAGAGAGAGACAGAAAAAGGAGAGAGGAAAGUGCUUUCCGAGAAGAUGACGACUUUAGUGACGAAGAUGCUGAUGAAGAGGAGGAUAUUGAAAACAUCCUUGAAGAGGAGUUUCCAAAAGAUGAGGAAGAGAUGAAUGAGGAAGAUGAGGAACAGGAAGGAGAAGCAACUGAGCGUCUGCGAAGCGAACUGGGAGAAAAAUUCGAAUCCGAUACAAGUAACCUACAAAUAAUACAGGAAGAAUUCGAGAAGUAUCUGAUACCAAUAAUUACAGUUAACGGAACUAGGAAAAUUCACAUUGUACAAUAUAUGUUGAAUUUGAAAUUGAAGCCACUAGUGGAAAAUCGGGCAAGCAUUUUUGAAAAGUGUUAUCCGGUGACGGCACGCCUUGCUCAUAAAAUGCUGGCUUUUACCUACAAAUAUAUAAGCUCAUUUGGCUACUGGGACCCUGUAAAGCUAAUGGAAGGAGAGACAAUCAAGCCUGUGGAGAAUGCAGAGAAUCCUCUUUUCGCUGUAAUCCAUCGUCAGUAUAUUUAUUUUUUAUCUAGUAAACAAACCAAAGAAAAAUUUAUGAUGAACCCAAUCAAAUAUAUCCGGCAACCCAAGCCCAAAGCUACUAUGCCUGUGAGGAUUAUGAUAGUGGGGCCUCCCAAGUCAGGGAAAACUACAGUUGCCAAAAAGCUUGCAAGUGAAUAUGGCUUAAAACGCUUGUCCAUAGGAGAUGCGUUGCGCAGCAUAUUAAGCAAUCACCCAGAAACGGAGCUGUCACUCAUGAUAAAUUGGCACCUUCACAAAGGAAUGACAGUGCCUGACACUCUUGCUCUUCAGGCUUUAGAUAUUUCCCUCAUGGAAAGUGUGUGCAAUACCAUAGGUGUGGUCAUUGAUGGCUACCCUAUGACCACAAACCAGAAGAAUCUCUUGGAGGACAGGUCGAUCAUUCCCAUGAUCAUCUUUGAGUUGGAUGUGCCGUCCAAGGAGAUUUUCAAAAGGUUGCUCUUAGAAAAGAAGACCGAGCAAAGUACGCCUUUUCCACUGCACAACAGCUCACAGAUUAUAGCCUAUAAGAAUUCCAAGUACCAUAAAAAUGUCAGUGAGAUCAGGCAAUUUUAUCAAGAACAGCAUCAAAACUGGCACGUGAUUAAUGGAUUUCACAGCAAGUGGUGGGUAUGGAAUGAAGUCAUUAAAGACAUCCAACAGAUGAAUAAGUACAUACAGAUAUACAUGGAAAGAAUAAAGGAAGGGAAGGCUGCUUGCAUUGACAAAUUAUGUAUCACACCGGAAGAGCUGAUUUCUCGCCUGGGAGAGUUUGGCCAGUUCUGCCCUGUCAGCCUAGCAGAAUCUUAUGAAUUGAUUGAUUGUUCUGUAACUAAAAGCUUGGAAUUUGCCGCAGAGUUCAGGGGACACUAUUAUAAAAUGGGUUCUCAGGAAAAGCUAAAUAAAUUUCUGAUGAACCCGGAAUUGUAUGUGCCUCCCUUGGCCCCUUAUCCACUCCCAUCUACUGACAUGCUCCCCAAAAGGCUGACCCUGUCAGAGCUGAAGAGCCGAUUUCCUAAGUGUGCUGAGCUCCAAGGCUACUGCCCAGUGACUUACCAGGACGGAAAACAAAGAUAUGAAGCCCUGGUGCCUGGUAACAUUCAAUAUGCUGUAGAGUAUCGUGAGAGGAUAUAUAUUUGUGAGAGUGAGGAAAAACUCCAGAAAUUUUUGAGGAUGCCGAUGCAAUACUGGGACCAGAACCUUCCAUGCAAACUUCCCCCACCAAAGGAAACCAUCUACCUUACCAGUCUCCCUUUGCCUGGAUAUCUGGAACAGGGUACAGCAACUUCCCUAAUCAAAGCGAUGAAUGCAGCAGGAUGCCUGAAGCCCAAGUUCCCCUUCUUAAGUGUGAGGCGAUCUGUACUCCUCUAUAUAGCGUUUCAUCUCAAAGCAUUUAACCCCAAAGGUUCUGAAUAUUCAAGAAAAAAAUACAAGAAGAAGAUGGAGACGUUUGUGGAGAGAUGUGAACUCAUAACAUACCUCAGUUCCAAGAUGACCCGGAAGUACAAGGAGCCUCAGUUUAGAGCCAUCGACUUCGAUCAUAAGCUACAGGCCUUUUUCUCCCUGAGAAACAUUGACCCAAUUACUGGAUAACUUGCUUAGGUUACCAAGACCCAAAUUCCAAAAGUCUUCUCCAAGGGAUAGAGGGCUCUAAAGGAGCUGACUUCAAAUACUGAAUUUCCUGAAGUCUAUUUCCGUCUUGCCUGAUGUUACAUGGCUACCAGGCCUCAGACGGACUCAAAGCUUAUCAGCCAGGAAGGCUCACCCUCUGAGUACCUAAGUGUUAAUACAGUUUUCAAGUUUAGUGCCCUUUCCUGAAUUUUGAUGCUUCCACAAAAUGGGCAUUUCAUUUGAGAUAUUA
Molecule: messenger RNA, 5991 nt
Organism: Cricetulus griseus (Chinese hamster)
Lineage: Eukaryota; Metazoa; Chordata; Mammalia; Rodentia; Cricetidae
Source: RefSeq, a predicted model, not a curated record